AUGACCUCAGAAGCGAUUGAGGAGGCUUUCCAGCGACACCCAAGGCCACAAGUGCCUACCAAAGCAGCACUACUGAAGAAAGCACUGCAGAAUGAUAAACGGCUUUCAUCCCCAUCCAAGGAGAUCCGUGGGAGCCCAUGGAAGACCUUGAACCGGCAAGGAAGUCUGACCGAAGGGGAGCACGUCUGGAUUGUGUGCAUCCAACAAGGCCAGCUAGUAAUGGUGAAAGAGAUGAGCCUUAAAGCAGGCCGAAAAGAACUUGAAGUAUUAACUAAGCUGUCGGAUCAUCUACAUGUUUCAACUAUCAAGCAAGCAUUUGAGACGGAGACGUCGUUAUAUUUUCAAUUAGAAUACGCUCGUUGCAGCCUUGCAGGAGUCUUGACGUAUCAUAUGCAGCUUGAGGAAGCGCAUAUUCGCGUGUUAGCUAGCUCAGUAAGGUUCGCCAUUUGGAAUCCAACCAAGCUAACUCCAAACCGUGAUCUCGAAUGCCUUGGAGCAGUGAUUCUCGAGUGCAUGAACGGAAGGACAAACGAGAAACUAAAGGAUCCUGUGGAGGUGAGGCGUCUCAGAAAAUCCAACAAGAUAUUCGGUCUAGAGAAUGGAGAGCAAUGGAGCGGCUUCAAGCUCCUGGUUGACUUCGUCGACAGUAUGUUCAACGAGGGUGUGCCGGCCAUCGCCAAGCUUGAAAAGCCUGUGGGUGCCCCGCUCAACUCCAAAGACGAGGAUUGGGACAGUAUGUUCCACCUCGAUCCAACUAUCAGUCCGUUCCUUCCUCAACCGAACUCGGAGCACGCUUCGAAUGCUGCCCUGGACCUCAGCUGCAACCUAGAUUACUUCAAUAAUCAACCUCUUCUCCCCGCAGUAAACUACCUCCCACAACCGAAUUACUACCCCGAGCCAACACUUCCAUACAAGCUGGUUUCGGCCGAUCAUGGCGCUGUCCAAGGUGAUCUCAUGAGCUCAAUCCGGGAGGACUUGGACAGAGUCAUCAGAUCAGUCUGGAAACUGAGACGUGAUACAGACACAAAGGUCCAGAACCUGGAAACAGAAAUCAAACAGGCGUCAAAGGUGGCCGGAAACCUGCGAAAGGACGUUGAUGCGAUUGAAGAAUGGAUGAACAAGAUUACUGCUUUUCUGAACGCUGCCCGUGCGCCUUCAGAGUUGCCUUGCGAUGCCGAAGACUCGAUGGCGCGAGGCACCGAAGAGAAGUAAGCAUCGUAAACAUAAUACUGUAGAUAGUCCUGUUUCAGUUCCCUGUGUAUGGUGUUGGCAUCAGAAGUCUGUAAAUCGUUAAGCGCAUAUAUAUCUAAAUAGUAAAGCUAUUUUUCUGCGAUCUCC
Molecule: messenger RNA, 1338 nt
Organism: Cucurbitaria berberidis CBS 394.84
Lineage: Eukaryota; Fungi; Ascomycota; Dothideomycetes; Pleosporales; Cucurbitariaceae
Exons: 4
Coding region: 1-1212 (403 amino acids)
Source: RefSeq, a predicted model, not a curated record